Messenger RNA from Trichechus manatus latirostris (Florida manatee), 5661 nucleotides. RefSeq names its product SUN domain containing ossification factor (gene SUCO). The coding region runs from base 314 to 4081 and encodes 1255 amino acids. The transcript has 24 exons. Gene Ontology annotation, cellular component: membrane; cytoplasm. Gene Ontology annotation, biological process: regulation of bone remodeling; protein folding in endoplasmic reticulum. The record is from RefSeq and is a predicted model, not a curated record. Lineage: Eukaryota; Metazoa; Chordata; Mammalia; Sirenia; Trichechidae.
GCUAGAGCCGGAGCGGGCGGGGGGGACAUGGGGCGGCAGUGGCGGCGGCGGAGGCUGGAGGAGGCGGGCGCGGACGAGUCGGCGGCUGCAGCAACAGCGACAGCCCCCGGAGCCCUCUUGUGAAGCGCCCUUGUCUGCGCCGCCCCAGGUCCCUGGGAGAGGGAGGCCGCCGAAGAGCCGGUCCCCCGCUAAUAUAGCCUUUAGGACUCUCGGUCCCAUCCUCGCUCUCAUACUCCGGCUCCUCCAUCUUGGCCUCGGCAGUGGCGGCUGCCGGGAGGAUGUGCCGCCUUCUGGCAGGGGGAAGAAGGAGAAGAUGAAGAAGUACCGGCGGGCCUUGGCCCUGGUCUCCUGCCUCUGUUUGUGUUCCCUGGUGUGGCUUCCCAGUUGGCGUGUAUGUUGUAAAGAGAGUUCUUCAGCUUCAUCCUAUUACUCUCAAGAUGACAAUUGCGCACUAGAAAACGAAGAUACACAGUUCCAGAAAGAGGAUGAAAGAGAGGGACCUAUCAAUGCCGAAUUAACAGAAAAAGUGGGUUCAAAUUUACCUAUUCCUCCAGAAGAACAUAAAUUAAAAGAUGACUACAUUGUGGAUGUGCAAAAUAAGGAAUCAAAAAAGUUAAGCCCACCUGUAGUUGAGACACUCCCUACAGUUGAUCUACACGAAGAUUCUUCCAGUGUGGUUGUGAACAGUGAAAACAUUGAAAAUAUUUCUGGCUCAUCUACCUCAGAGAUCACUCCAGUCUCAAAGCUUGAUGAAAUAGAAAAAUCUGGUACUAUCCCUAUAGCCAGGCCAACUGAAACUGAGCAGUCUGAGACUAAUUGUGGUGACGGUGAGGCCCUUGAUGCAAAUGCUCCAGCAGAACAACCUUCCUUUGUCAGUCCACCUGAAAGUCUUGUUGGCCAGCAUAUAGAAAAUGUGUCAUCCUCACAUGGCAAAGGAAAGAUAACAAAUUCAGAAUUUGAAUCAAAAGUUUCAGCAAGUGAACAGGAUGGUGGUGAUCCAAAAUCUGCAUUGAAUGCUUCAGAUAAUUUAAAAAAUGAGAGUUCUGAUUAUAAAAAUCCAGGAGAAAUUGACCCUUCAUCUGUAGCAAGUCCCAAAGAUCCAGAAGAUAUUCCAACAUUUGAUGAAUGGAAGAAAAAAGUUAUGGAAGUAGAAAAAGAAAAAAGUCAGUCUAUGCAUCCAUCUUCUAAUGGGGGUCAGCAUGCCACCAAAAAGGUCCAGAAAAAUCGAAACAAUUAUGCCUCCGUAGAAUGUGGUGCCAAAAUUUUGGCAGCUAAUCCAGAAGCCAAGAGCACAUCUGCUAUUCUUAUAGAAAAUAUGGAUCUUUAUAUGUUGAAUCCUUGCAGCACUAAAAUUUGGUUUGUUAUUGAACUUUGUGAACCAAUUCAAGUAAAACAGCUUGAUAUUGCAAAUUAUGAAUUAUUUUCUUCUACUCCUAAAGAUUUUCUGGUUUCUAUCAGUGACAGAUAUCCCAUAAAUAAAUGGAUUAAGCUGGGUACUUUCCAUGGUAGAGAUGAGCGGAAUGUGCAGAGUUUCCCUUUAGAUGAACAGAUGUAUGCAAAAUAUGUGAAGAUGUUCAUCAAGUACAUAAAGGUGGAGUUUAUAUCACAUUUUGGAUCAGAACACUUUUGUCCAUUAAGCCUCAUAAGGGUGUUUGGUACUAGCAUGGUGGAAGAAUAUGAAGAGAUUGCUGAUUCCCAGUAUCAGUCAGAACGUCAAGAACUAUUUGAUGAGGACUAUGAUUAUCCACUAGAUUAUAAUACUGGGGAGGAUAAAUCCUCAAAAAAUCUUCUUGGUUCUGCUACAAAUGCCAUUCUAAAUAUGGUGAAUAUUGCCGCUAAUAUUCUGGGAGCAAAAACUGAAGAUCUGACAGAAGGAAAUAAAAGUAUAUCUGAGAAUGCCACUGCCACAGCUGCACCUAAAAUGCCUGAAUCAGCUCCUGUUUCAACUCCUGUUCCAUCACCUGAGUUUGUAACCACUGAAGUACAUAUACAUGAAAUAGAGCCAUCAACACCGGAUACAGCAAAAGAGAGUCCCAUUGUACAACUGGUUCAAGAGGAAGAAGAGGAGACAAGUCCAUCUACAGUGACCCUUCUGGGCACUGGUGAACAGGAAGAUGAAUCAUCACCUUGGUUUGAGUCAGAGACACAAAUAUUUUGCAGUGAACUGACCGCAAUUUGUUGCAUUUCUAGUUUUUCGGAAUACAUAUAUAAAUGGUGUUCAAUUAGAGUUGCCCUUUAUCGGCAACGCAGCAGAACUGCUGUGAGAAAAGGAAAAGAUUAUCUUCUGUCACCUCAACCACCAUUAAUGCUUCCCACAGAAUCAGUGGACAGUUCAGUAUUGCAACCUCCGAGUGGAGAAUUGGACAGUAAGAGUAUGGAAAGGGACACUGAAACUGUUGUUCUAGAUGACUUAAGUAGCAUGCACCAAAGUGAUUUGAUCAAUCACACUCUCCAUGCAAUGGAACUUGAACCGAGCCAUCCUCAAACUCUUUCUCAGUCUCUUCUCUUGGAUAUCACUCCAGAAAUCACUACAUUAUCUAAAAUAGAAGUAACUGAGUCUGUUAAACAUGAAACAGGACAUACACCAUCACAAGUAAUUCCCCAAGAGAGUUCUGUUGAGGUUGAUAAUAAAACAGAAAAGUCUGAGAGUUCUAGUUCUAUAGAGAAGCCAUCUGUGAUCUAUGCAACAAGUAAAGUUAAUGAAUUAACAGAUAAUAUUGUAAAAGAAGACAUAAACUCCAUGCAAAUUAUCACAAAGCUAUCUGAAACAAUAGUGCCACCUAUAAACACAGCCACCGUGCCAGACAGUGAAGAUGGGGAAGCCAAAAUGACCAUAACUGACACACCAAAGCAAAUUUUGACUCCUGUUGUGGAUUCUUCUUCAUUACCUGAAGUGAAAGAGGAAGACCAGUCCCCAGAAGAUGCUCUUUUGGCUAUUCCUGGAUCGAGUGGGUUACAAAGGACAGCUACAGAUUUUUAUGCUGAAUUACAAAAUUCUACAGAUCUAGGAUAUGCUAAUGGAAAUCUUGUACAUGGGUCAAACCAAAAGGAGUCAGUAUUUAUGAGACUUAAUAAUCGGAUUAAAGCCUUAGAAGUUAACAUGUCUCUCAGUGGUCGCUAUCUGGAGGAGCUUAGCCAAAGGUACCGAAAACAAAUGGAAGAAAUGCAGAAGGCUUUCAAUAAAACAAUAGUAAAACUUCAGAAUACUUCAAGAAUAGCAGAGGAGCAGGAUCAGCGGCAAACUGAAGCCAUCCAGAUGUUACAGGCACAGCUCGCCAACAUGACACAGCUUGUUUCAAACUUGUCAACAACUGUGGCAGGGUUAAAACGGGAGGUUUCAGAUCGACAAAGCUAUCUUGUCAUAUCUUUGGUUCUCUGUGUUGUCUUGGGACUAAUGCUUUGUGUGCAGCGUUGUCGAAACACUUCUCAAUGUGAUGGAGAUUAUAUUUCAAAACCUCCUAAAAAUAAUCAGUAUCCAAGCCCUAAAAGGUGUUUCUCUUCCUACGAUGAUAUGAAUUUGAAAAGAAGAACUUCAUUCCCACUCAUCAGAUCCAAGUCUCUACAGUUAACUGGCAAAGAAGUAGACCCAAAUGAUUUGUAUAUCGUAGAACCCCUCAAGUUCUCGCCAGAAAAGAAGAAGAAACGCUGCAAGUACAAAACUGAAAAAAUUGAGACCAUCAAGCCAGCAGAUCCAUUGCACCCUAUAGCUAAUGGAGACAUAAAAGGAAGGAAGCCCUUUACGAACCAGAGAGAUUUUUCUAAUCUGGGAGAGGUUUAUCACUCUUCCUAUAAGGGUCCUCCCUCUGAGGGAAGCUCAGAAACGUCAUCACAGUCGGAAGAGUCCUAUUUUUGUGGCAUUUCAGCUUGCACAAGUCUGUGCAACGGACAGUCCCAAAAGACAAAGACUGAGAAGAGGGCUUUAAAACGAAGGCGAUCUAAAGUCCAAGACCAAGGAAAACUGAUAAAAACUCUAAUACAGACUAAGUCAGGAUCACUGCCGAGCCUGCAUGACAUAAUCAAAGGAAACAAAGAGAUCACCGUGGGAACAUUUGGUGUUACGGCAGUCUCGGGACAUAUCUGAAAUUAAUGGAACUUUUCAUACUGGAGACUUUUUUGUUGUUCUUUGAAGAACAGUGUGUGGUAUUUGAAGGGGUUGAGGGAGGGAGAAGCUAUUAAUGGGAAACGUAUUCAGAAAUUAUGGUUUCUGCCUUUUUAAAAAGUAGAUGGGAUUGUGUCAGUCUUGGUUAAUGAGUUGCAGUUUUACAAGGCUGAUCAGUUCCUACAAUGACAAUGGUAGACAUUCUAUAAAGAUGUUUUUUCACAGAUUAAUUACUGGGACAAAAGUAAUUUGGAAGCCCAGUUCCUUGGCUGGGAUAGGAAUGAAAGUCUAAACCUCUUCCUUUAGCUUUGUUCCUAUUUCUUGCACCUUCCCAUAUUUAUGUGCCUUUUGUCUAUUUAUAAUGCCACUGGAAGAGGAGGGAGAACUUUUUCUGUCAUUUGAUUUCUUUUAUAACUUUGUUAGUAUUUUGGAAGCUGCAAACACUACAAGGCUUUAAGGUGAUCUGUGCCUGAAGCUUAGCAAUGUGGGUCAGACAGUAUAAAGAUCCUAGAAGAUUUGCCAAUUAGAUCUCUGUUUAGCAAACUCACUGGCAACGACCACCCGUUGGAAUUUUUAAGUUUUAUUUUUUUAGGUAAAUGGUAAUGCUGUUAGUAGUAUUUUUAUUUAACUCAUUUGGAUUGGGUUACUUUUUCCUUAGUUACUAACUUAAUGAGAAAAAAACCACCGUACAAGAUCUUUUCUUGCAAAUGACUGGCUUUGCAAACAAAUUUUUGAUAAAUUCACCUUUUAAAGACAUUUAGCCACUUGUAAAGGCUUUCUUUAGCUAUAUUACAUUUUAAGAAUUCACAGUAAACACUAAUCCUCCAAACUUUCAGAUCAUUUUUUUUCUAAUACAACAAAUACAAAGUUUGAAGGUUUGGCAAAUGAAUCUAGGUCUCAUAAUCACUGCCUACGUACAUAUGCACAGAAUCAGCUCGUGAGUUUGUCAAGCCUUGUCUAAUUGGUCAAAUCUGAAGGGAUUAUUCCUUGAUGUUUGCUUUGUAUUGGCUACAAAUGUGCAGAGGUAUACAUGUGUGAUGUCAGUGUGUCUGUCUGCAUUUUGUCUUUUCUUUUUUCCUUUUAAAAAAUAAUUGUCAUCGACUGAAUAAAAUGAUUUCUUAGUGUGUGAUUGUGCAGUAAUAAGUUAAAGUAGAACAUGUUUCUUUUAGAAAGUGUUGUUAAGACUUAAGUUAUAACUUAUUGAGCACUUUUAGUAAUAAUUGUUUAUGAACUUGUCGAAAACCUUUCUUGGCGUAUUGUUUGUAAUGUGACUUAUUUAAAGACUUUUUGUUUAAGUUGCUGCUUUUGUGUUGGGUUAACAGUAUGUUUUAGAUGAUUUAAUUUUUUUCCAGUCUGCACAAUUAGCCAUUCAGAGCAAGAGGGCUUGAUUGUAGCCCUCUUGAAAGAGGUCCAGUUUGGAGCAGAGGUAGAGCGGGAAGUUACGCCGUCUGUGUGCAGCAUCCAGUGUUGUGGAAAGAAGACUUACAACAUGUAACUACGAAGCUGUAGUGCCAUUAGAAACUGUGAAUUUCCAAAUAAAUCUGAACACUUGUCUUUAUUAA